GGUAACUUAAUCUCCUAGAGUUGCAGUCAAUUGAUGGCGGAGCGGCACCACCAGGCGCCGCCACCAGCGGCGAUGGAGGAGCUCACCAAGGGCCUGCUCCGUGAGAAGGGUCCUUCGGCCUCGCAGGUCCUGGCGGUGGUCACUCUUCUCCCCAUCGGCGGCAUCCUCCUUGCCCUCUCUGGCAUCAUCCUCGCCGGCACCGUCAUCGGGCUCGCCGCCGUGACGCCGCUGUUCGUGAUCUUCAGCCCGGUGCUGGUACCAGUGGCGUUGGCGAUUGGACUGGCGGUGAUGGGUUUCCUCGCGUCGGGGGCGUUCGGGCUGACGGCGCUGAUGUCACUCUCGUGGGUGGUGAGCUCCGUCAAGGGUCGUCGAGGCCCGAAGCGCAGGCCUCCCCGGGUUCCAGCUGCCCGUUAAGUCGACUUGAAUUUUAGUCUUCCAAAUAGACCUCGUCUUACUUUGUACAAGUUGAAAACUUCCAGCCUCGUAUUAUAUAUGUCGGAGUUUUUGCUACAUGCACCUCAAACAUGCCUGUCCAUGCGAUUAAGUGGAUUCUGUGUAUGCUGUUUCCACCCUUUCGCUUGGCAGGAGGGUGGAAUAUUAAUUUCAGAAGAAGAAAAGAAGGAAAUUGCAGGAAAAA
Messenger RNA from Phoenix dactylifera (date palm), 637 nucleotides. It is a transcript of the gene OLEO2, whose product is annotated as oleosin 2. Gene Ontology annotation, cellular component: monolayer-surrounded lipid storage body; membrane. The record is from RefSeq and is a predicted model, not a curated record. Gene Ontology annotation, biological process: response to freezing; lipid storage; seed oilbody biogenesis. Lineage: Eukaryota; Viridiplantae; Streptophyta; Magnoliopsida; Arecales; Arecaceae.